CAUCCGGACAUGGAGUCCACCGCGGCUCAGGUGAAGGUUAACUUCACCACCACCCAUGAAGACCUACAGCUGCCUGAGAACAAGAGGCAACUUCUCGUGCCGUCCGACAUCAAGCGAUAUGGCCUCUCCCGCAUUCUCAACUCGGAGUCUAUGCUCAACACAUCCGCCCCGGUCCCCCUCGACUUCCUUGUCAAUGGCACGUUCCUCCGCACAACCCUCGAAGAGUACCUCCAGACCGAGGGACUGUCCUCCGAAACCACCGUCACGCUACAAUACGUUCGCUCCCUGCUGCCGCCCACAUACGAGGCCUCGUUCCAGCAUGACGACUGGGUUGCCUCGGUCGAUGUCCUCUCGGCCACCUCGGCCGCCGGCCGCUGGUCUGGCGACGACCUGAUCCAGGGCCAGGACCGCAUCCUCUCCGCCAGCUACGACGGUCUCGUCAGGAUAUGGGACGGGUCCGGCUCGGCGCUGGCCACCUCGGCGGCGGCGCGCGGUGGCGGUCACGCCAAGAUGCUCACGUCGGCCAAGUUCCUGAGCGCGACACAGAUCGCAUCCGCCGGUCUCGACCAGAAGGUUGUCGUCUGGAAGUACACCGAGGCAGCGGACCGGCUGUCGGGCGAGCUCAAGCCGACGCUCGAGCUGCACGGGCACAAGCAGAAGAUCAACAGCCUCGCGGCCCACGGCCCCUCGAAGCGGCUGCUGACGGCGUCCAACGACGGCACCGUCGGCCUCUGGCUCGCGUCGAAGAAGGCCGCCGACGCCGACGCCGAGGACAUACCGGCAACGCACACGGCCAAGCGCGCGCGCGUCGCCUCGUCGGUGACGGUGCCGCAGAAGGCGCCGCUCGCGCUCAUCGCCGCGCACGGCGACGCCGCGGCGACGGCGGCCGCCUUCCACCCGACGGACGCGACGGUCGCCUACUCGGCGUCGACCGACCACACGCUCCGCACGCUCGACCUGACGACGGCGCGCGUCGU
Messenger RNA from Verticillium dahliae VdLs.17, 977 nucleotides. Its product is annotated as microtubule-associated protein ytm1. The record is from RefSeq and is a predicted model, not a curated record. The coding region runs from base 56 to 394 and encodes 112 amino acids. The transcript is spliced from 2 exons. NCBI's taxonomy places the organism in Eukaryota, Fungi, Ascomycota, Sordariomycetes, Glomerellales, Plectosphaerellaceae.